AUGUCUGGAGAACCUAAUGCCGCUUGGCCUCUGGCCGACGAGAGCCUCACCCAGAACCUCCUGGACCUUGUGCAGCAGGCUUCUCACUACCGUCAGCUGAAGAAGGGAGCAAACGAAGCGACCAAGACACUCAAUCGUGGUACCUCUGAAAUCGUCAUCCUCGCUGCGGACACCAAUCCUCUCGCUAUCCUUUUGCACAUCCCCCUUCUUUGUGAAGACAAGAAUACUCCGUAUGUCUUCGUGCCCAGCAAGCUUGCUCUGGGCCGGGCGACCGGUGUCUCUCGUCCGGUGAUCGCUGCUAGCAUCACCACCAACGAGGCUAGCGACCUCAUGGGACAGAUCCGGACCAUCAAGGACAAGGUUGAGAGGCUCAUGAUCUAA
Molecule: messenger RNA, 381 nt
Organism: Aspergillus oryzae RIB40
Lineage: Eukaryota; Fungi; Ascomycota; Eurotiomycetes; Eurotiales; Aspergillaceae
Product: small nucleolar ribonucleoprotein SNU13
Exons: 2
Coding region: 1-381 (126 amino acids)
Biological process (GO): maturation of SSU-rRNA; mRNA splicing, via spliceosome
Cellular component (GO): U4/U6 x U5 tri-snRNP complex; nucleolus; precatalytic spliceosome
Molecular function (GO): RNA binding
Source: RefSeq, a predicted model, not a curated record